Messenger RNA from Perca flavescens (yellow perch), 471 nucleotides. RefSeq names its product saxitoxin and tetrodotoxin-binding protein 1-like. The coding region runs from base 1 to 378 and encodes 125 amino acids. The transcript has 5 exons. Lineage: Eukaryota; Metazoa; Chordata; Actinopteri; Perciformes; Percidae. The record is from RefSeq and is a predicted model, not a curated record.
AUGUCUACACUCAUCCCGCUUGAUCAUUUCCGACACCAGGUGUGUUUCACCUACAUCAUCAACAUGACGAUGCCCACUGACCCGCUGGACAGCACCAUGACCACCUUUCCUGGUUCCUUGGAGAAGGACGGACUUCUUGAGGUGUACAACGACACAGCGACUGUGACUUUCUUCGAGACCUGCCCCGACUGUCUGACGAUGCUCUACAAAGACAUCAACGGACGAUACAUGCUCCGCUACAGGAAGGAGGGGGAUCACCGGGAUGUUGAGAAGUUGAAAGAAGACCACAGUGAUCACCACAAACUGGCCGCCUGUCUGGGAUUCCCCACCAACCCCAAACCGUUCAACUACGACGGAGCUGCAGAUUUCUGUCAUUAGAAAUCAUCCCCGGAGGUGAAGCCAGAAGCAUCCUGAGUGAAGACGUUGGAGCAAAACAAUCAUAUCUCAGAUAUGUCCUCCACCAAUACAAUA